CUGAACGAAUUUUUCUCAUAACCCACUUUAUUUUUCUUCAAUUGUAUUGUGUUGUGUAUUUUGGUAUGUUUGUGUCGUAUUUUAACUCGUUUCGCGUGAGAAAGAAUUUAUAAAACAGACAGGUGUUGUAACUCUCGGAAUAAUGUCGUAGUUGAACACAACCUAUUGUUACUAGUGAGUCACUAUUUCAAAAAUUAAUGGAGCUGAAGGUCUGGGUCGAGGGAAUACAAAGAAUUGUUUGUGGGGUCACGGAGACUACUACUUGUCAGGAUGUAGUUUUCGCACUAGCCCAUGCCACUGGUAAAGUAGGCAGAUUUACACUGAUCGAACGGUGGCGGAAUAAUGAGCGACUACUGGCCCCUCAAGAAUAUCCUUUGAAGAUACUCAUGAAAUGGGGAGAGUAUUCCAAUGAUAUUCAAUUUAUUUUGAGGCGAUCUGAUUCUGGAAGUGGUCAGAAGUCAUCACAACCAACAAAUAACUCUAGAUCUCCAAUUGGAAAUGGGAGCCAUAACAAUUCAAACCCCAACAUCUUGGACAGCCAGAACUCACCAAACAGAAUAAACCCGGGACCCACUUACAAUAACAUAAGCAACACCUCUCCGGGAAAUCCAGUGGGUGUGGUGAAAGGAGUGCAGCAAUCCAAGACUCCAGAAUCUGAUAGUCCUGUGCUUAAAGAUGUUCCACCUUAUAGGGAGCCACCACCACCUUACCGGUCUCCGCCGCCCCCGACGCAGUCCCGCAAGUCGCCUACCCGCACGCGGCCGCGCUCCUCGCACAUGUCCCCAGUGAACUUGCCUGAAGAGGAGCCCCGGGGCCCUGAAGCCGUCACCUACAACAGCCAGUACAGGGAGCUCGUGUCACUUGUCAACUACCAGAGGGAGAAGCUCACCACGCAGCAAGCUGAUCUCAUUAAGUAUGAUGCUGAAAUUGGUUUUUGGGAGAACAAAGGAAGGGAGCAGGAACGGCAAGUGGAACUUCUGCAGCAGCAGAUCAGCUCUGCGGAUAAUCAGCUCAGAAUAAGUACUGAACAGAAGCUUUUCGAGCAGGUGCAAGCGUUAACCUACUUAGAAGAAGAGAAUGAGAUCGUGAAACAGAACGAGAAGACCUUGAAGUCGGAGAUAGUGCUGGUGCGGUCGAAGCUGGCCAACUGUGAGACUGAGCUGCUGCAGUGCAAGAAUAAGAUACGGAAGAUUAUGGAGGACAUCCAUAAUGAACAGAGGAUUGUUAAUAGUAGACAGCAGGAGAAUAGACAAGCUUUAGAAAGAUCAAUGUUGGCUGAAGUAGAAAAUUUGCAAACUCAAAUUCAACAAGCAAAACAUGCAACAGAAAUAAACCAUCUCACCGCUGAAAACUUAAAGCGCGAGGUUGGAGUCCUAGAAGACGCAAUAAUGGAAAAGAAGAGACAAGUCGAGCGACUCGUACAAGAAAUGAAAGAAGCUAAUCUUCAAAGUCUUUCUGGCAGCGUGGACGAACUUAGACAUCCGCUUGAUGGAUUGUGCAAAGCUGGCAGUGCAAGGAGAAUCAUAGGAUCACCUCGGCAACUGGAAAAUGCUGCUCCCACCAAUAAGAAUCCUCAUGGUGUAUGGGUUUAGCCAGUUCAUCAAAUAACACGACUGCCCUACGAGUGUCAACCAUGUUGAGUUAAUUUAAUCCCAGAUGACUCCUUUUUUACCAGAACAUCUAAGUUUGGCAGAGUAUUAUGAUACCUAAGUUCCUAUGAUAAUCACUUAUGGUUGCCAUAGCGGUAUAUAAGCGGUGAUAUUAAGUUUGAUCAGCAGAUAUGUUAAUGAUUAACAUUGUCAUAAAGAGUGGUAAUGUAUUUGUACUAAACAUUUAGUUAAAUUAUCAAUACUAUUCCCACAAUUAAAACAGGAUCAUUAUAGCUCGCAUGAAAUACAUAUAGGAGAUUGGGUAGAAAAUAAACGUGCAUUUUCUUCAAAUGUUUUUUAGGAGUUAAUUUAGUGGUAUUUGUGUUCAAAGUAGUGUCAUAUAAAUUAUACUUAGGGUCACAAAUUGUGUCUUAUCAUAUCAUAUUUUAAUUUAAGAUUAUUAGACGAAUUUUUAUUAACUAAAUAAUUAUAGAAAGAUUUACAUUGGAAUAUUUGGAAUUUUCUAUAAUUCUAUAUGUAUAGGUAGUAAAAGUAUUAUCAUGUCUUGCCAUCCUAAUAAAGUAAUUGUACCUUGUAAAUUUUACUUCAUAGAUAUUCUUCGGAGGGAACAAACAUACCUACUCAAAUGUCUCAUACGUAUAAGUGCUAUAUAUACUUACCUACAUACAUUAUUAGCUAUAAGUGUAUGCGGAACACUUAAAACGAUGAUAUGGUUACUUAUUUUACCAAUUUUAUGACUCAUCAGAACAAGUAUUGGUCUAUGAAAUUAAUACAAAUGGUACUAUUACUUAAAAUAACUCCUAGUUAUAUUUUCUUAUAUAUCCUAGGUAUUUUGAGUAGUUAAUGAAUAAUUUGCAAUACAGAUAUGUUUAAUGAUAAUAAUCUAGUCGAAAAUAUAAGCCAUUGCAAUACUUAUGUGUGAACCAAUAGAAUUAUCUCGUGUUAUAGUGAAAUUUAAACUUAAAUUAUGUCAGCAUUUAUGGGAAACUGAGUAUUUCAAAAGUAUUUAAUUAGGCCUAAUAUAUUAUGUAAUAAAUACGAACCUGUAUGUUACUUGUAAUCUCUACUAUUAUUGUGCUUGGUUUCUAUAAAAGUAGUUAGAAUGUUUGUCUAUAAUUCAUAUAUCAAAUAAAGUGAUUUAAAG
This is a messenger RNA of Cydia splendana, 2754 nucleotides long. It is a transcript of the gene RASSF8, whose product is annotated as ras association domain-containing protein 8. The record is from RefSeq and is a predicted model, not a curated record. The transcript has 11 exons. Gene Ontology annotation, biological process: signal transduction. Lineage: Eukaryota; Metazoa; Arthropoda; Insecta; Lepidoptera; Tortricidae. The coding region runs from base 198 to 1592 and encodes 464 amino acids.